AUGUCUGUACCACGAUUCCAAAAAAUAAACUUUGGAACAUAUGAUAAUUACAUUCCAGUCAGUGAAUUAAGCAAAAAGUCAUGGAAUCAGCAACACUUUGCCCUGAGAUUUCCCAAACCACCACGGCCAGGAAAAAAAAGGAGAUCAAAACCAUCCCAACUACGAGACAAUACAGUUUUCGUAUAUGAUGCAGAUAAAUUAAAAGAAGCUUCUAAACGACCAUUAUGGAUGCAUAGUUCUUUAAUGAGAAUUUCUGAGAGGCCAUCUGAUUAUUUAGCUGCCAGGAGUCAGCCUCCAUAUAAAUCAUAUAAAUGGAAGGAAGAUGCUAAAGUAGCAGAUGUAGAAAAACCUACAUCUCCAAUAGCAGGUAAGAAAGAUAAAGAAGACAAGCAAGCACACAAGGACAAAUUAGAAUCAGAAACAGAAUCCACAGUUUUAAAGGAGCCAAAAAUUACUAAGAGAGAGCCAACGAAAGAUAGGGAUAUAGAAAGAGGAACUAAAGGUGAAAAGGAUGUUGCAAAAACAGAUGCCAAAAAAGAAAAAAAAGAUUCAAAAAAGGGCAAGCAAUCAGGUACAGAAUCUGAAGAUGAAAAGAAAGGUGCCAUGAAAGAGAAGAAAGCUUCAAAGAAGGGCAAGGAGUCUGCUACAGAAUCUGAAGAUGAAAAGAAAGGUCCCAAGAAAGAGAGGAAAUCUUCAAAGAAGGGCAAGGAGUCUGCUACAGAAUCUGAAGAUGAAAAGAAAGGUCCCAAGAAAGAGAGGAAAGCUUCAAAGAAGGGCAAGGAGUCUGCUACAGAAUCUGAAGAUGAAAAGAAAGGUCCCAAGAAAGAGAGGAAAGCUUCAAAGAAGGGCAAGGGGUCUGCUACAGAAUCUGAAGAUGAAAAGAAAGGUCCCAAGAAAGAGAGGAAAGAUGCCAAGAAAGAGAAGAAAGGUUCAAAGAAGAGCAAGGGGUCUGCUACAGAAUCUGAAGAUGAAAAGAAAGAUGCCAAGAAAGAUGCCAAGAAAGAGAAGAAAGGUUCAAAGAAGAGCAAAGGGUCAACUGUAGAAUCUGAAGAUGAAAAGAAAGAUGCAAAGAUGGAUAAGGAUGGGAAAAAAGAUUCAAAGAAACUAGGAGAGAAAGAUGAUCAGUCAAAAGACAAGAAGGGUCCCAAGAAAGAUACAAAGAAAAAGGGGAGUAAAAAAGAUAAGAAAGAUGAAAAGAAGGCCAGUGGGACAGAUAUAGAAACAAAGGAUGAUGCCAAGAAGGGGGCCAAAAAGGGAUCUAAGAAGGAUGGCAAGAAGGAUGGCAAGAAAGAUACUGACACAGAAUCUGCUGAUGCAAAGAAAGAUGCAAAGAAGAAGGAUGCAAAGAAGGAAGCAAAGAAGAAUACACAGAAAAAAAAGAAGAAGAAUACA
Molecule: messenger RNA, 1392 nt
Organism: Nyctereutes procyonoides (raccoon dog)
Lineage: Eukaryota; Metazoa; Chordata; Mammalia; Carnivora; Canidae
Gene: CYLC2
Product: cylicin 2
Exons: 6
Cellular component (GO): nucleus
Molecular function (GO): structural constituent of cytoskeleton
Source: RefSeq, a predicted model, not a curated record